AUGAUUCGAAACAUUACUUGUAUUGGCGCUGGAUUUGUUGGCGGACCAUUAGGCGCAGUGAUUGCAUAUCGCUGUCCCGAAAUUACAGUGACGGUUGUCGAUAAGAAUGCCGCCAGAAUCGAUUCAUGGAACUCAGAUGCCUUGCCCAUGUAUGAGCCUGGUCUGAGUGACAUCAUAGCUGAGGUCAGACAGCGCAAAGAUGCUUGUAAUCUCGUUUUUUCUUGUGAUAUUGAAAGAGCGAUCCAUGAGGCCGAUAUUAUUAUGCUAUGUAUCGAUACUCCGACCAAAAGAUUCGGCAUCGGAAGUGGCAUGGCGCUGGAUCUGGGCCACAUUCAGGCAGCGAUUCGCACAAUAGCAGACGUAGCGACCACUGAUAAGAUCGUUGUAGAGAAAUCAACAGUACCAUGUGGUACAGCCUCGAGAAUUCAAGAUUUGGUAUGCUCCAUUUUCCUUCUCUUGAAAUUGCUUGCUAAUUUUGAAAUAAAAAAGCUCGUCUCGGGAUCAAAAGGAAACUGUCAAUUCGAAGUACUUUCCAAUCCAGAAUUUCUCUCUGAAGGCACCACUGUCACGGAUCUAUUACAUCCAUCUCGAGUAUUAAUUGGAUGCCAACGCACAGAAUCCGGUCGACAGGCAACAGAGAAAUUGGCGCAAAUCUAUAGAAAAUGGACCCCUCCCGAGCUCAUCAUUACUAUGGAUCAAUGGUCAGCGGAGCUGUCCAAGUUAGCCUCAAAUGCACUCCUUGCACAGCGCAUAAGCAGCAUCAAUUCAUUGAGUGCUAUUUGCGAGGCUGUUGGCGCAAAUAUUGAUUCCGUCGCUGAAGGAUGUGGCUCCGAUCCUCGAAUUGGUGGGAAAAUGCUACGCAGUGGGCUAGGCUGGGGAGGAAGCUGUUUCCCAAAGGAUGUUGCGGCGUUAGUUUAUCUUGCACGCAGCUUGGGGCUCAACCCCGUCGCUAAUUAUUGGAAUGCUGUAUUGGAAAUGAACGAGGACCAACAAACCCGAUUCAUGAAACGUAUUCUCGCUUGUAUGCAACGCUGCAUCAAUGGGAAGAAUAUUACUGUUCUAGGUUUCUCAUUCAAGAAAGAUACAUCAGAUACCAAGCAUUCUCCAUCAAUUCAAUUGGUUCGGGAGUUGCUGGUAGAAGGAGCUACUGUCUGUGUUUAUGAUCCGAUGGUUUCGGAAGCACAGAUAUAUACAGAUGUCAGUCCAUCAAAGGAGGAUUCAAUGCGACUUCGUGUCUUCUCUACUGCUGAAGAAGCCUGUGUCGGUGCCGAUGCUGUCAUUGUUGCCACAGAAUGGGAUGAAUUUAAGACCCCCGAAGCCAUCUUAGCCUCUCACCAAGUCAAUGGAAUCAAUGGAAUCAAUGGAAUCAAUGGAAUCAAUGGAAUCAAUGGUGUCAAUGGUGUCAAUGGUGUCAAUGGUGUCAAUGGUGUCAAUGGUGUCAAUGGUGUCAAUGGUGUCAAUGGUGUCAAUGGUGUCAAUGGUGUCAAUGGUGUCAAUGGUGUCAAUGGUGUCAAUGGUGUCAAUGGUGUCAAUGGUGUCAAUGGUGUCAAUGGUGUCAAUGGUGUCAAUGGUGUCAAUGGUGUCAAUGGUGUCAAUGGUGUCAAUGGUGUCAAUGGUGUCAAUGGUGUCAAUGGUGUCAAUGGUGUCAAUGGUGUCAAUGGUGUCAAUGGUGUCAAUGGUGUCAAUGGUGUCAAUGGUGUCAAUGACUUAGGAACAAAUGGCGUUGAAAAAAAUGGCGCACAUGAGCAAUCCGGAAAAACAAGUAUCGACUGGCCUUCCAUCGUGGACGAUAUGAAACAGCCUGCUUUCAUAUUUGACGGUAGAAAUAUGCUAAGCAGUCAAUACUUGGAAAGCUUAGGUUGUCGAUACGUGGGGAUUGGACAUUCGUCAAAAUGGGAUGACGUCCAUUACCCAUUAUUAUAA
Penicillium angulare is the source of this 1923-nucleotide messenger RNA. RefSeq names its product UDP-glucose 6-dehydrogenase. The coding region runs from base 1 to 1923 and encodes 640 amino acids. The transcript is spliced from 2 exons. Gene Ontology annotation, molecular function: UDP-glucose 6-dehydrogenase activity; NAD binding. The record is from RefSeq and is a predicted model, not a curated record. Gene Ontology annotation, biological process: polysaccharide biosynthetic process; glycosaminoglycan biosynthetic process. Gene Ontology annotation, cellular component: nucleus; cytosol. NCBI's taxonomy places the organism in Eukaryota, Fungi, Ascomycota, Eurotiomycetes, Eurotiales, Aspergillaceae.